This is a messenger RNA of Amoebophrya sp. A120, 16817 nucleotides long. Lineage: Eukaryota; Dinophyceae; Syndiniales; Amoebophryaceae. The record is from the annotation of a GenBank genome assembly.
AGGCACCAACUGAGCUUAUCCCAGAAAUAAAGGCUAUUCUUAAUUUCAUAGCUUUAGCUUUUAGAAGUUUGAGUUUCAUUUCUCCUGGUGAGAUUUACCUGCUAGAGCUUUUCAAUAAACGCACUCUAGAAAGAAAAAUAUCCUGCAUCGUGAGCGAGAAAAAGAGCUUUGCCAUAUUUUCAACACACAACAAAAAUCAAUUCAUCAAUCAAAAACCACUUUAGUUUUUUUGCUGGGGAGGUACGCGGCUCUUCACAGGGCGCGCGUGUAGCAAUUUUGCCUGUGGGGGGAAUAAAUUCCAGGCAAAUCUAAGGACAAAGUCGUAUAAGGUUCUGCCACGAAAAGCGCCGCAGCGGUGCGCGUGUCUUCUUGUCCUUGCAGAAACAAGGAUAACGGAGAGCAGCAGCGUUUGAAAGCGACACGGAAAGUAUCCAAGUAUAAAAAACCAAAAAAAUCUUUUUGAACUUUUUGUGAAAAAAAACUCUAACCACCACCAUGUCGGCUCGUGUGCAAUGGAUGUCGGCGAACGCCGCGAUGGUGUUCGACCCGGCGGGCGACAAGGGCAUCCAGAACGAGGUGGACCAGUGUUUGCGCGACAACACCAAGAUGGUGGACUCCUUUCUGUCCGGCGCGGCGAAAAAGUCCCACUUGUUCGUGUACUACCAGAAGCCCGACGUCGUCCUCGAGACGGGCGAGUACGUGGACGGUCCCGGACGGGCGAAGGUCAUCCUUACGUACGGCGACAAGGAGCGACUGAAGGGCCGCGCGGCCUACUUUGUCCGCACCUGCGCCGAGGACAAGGCCAUCAAGGACGACGUGGCCACCGACCCGGAUCUGCUCUACGGUGAGAUCUCCGGCGCGCCGCUCGCGUCGUUGAACGCCGGGUUGACGAACUACUUCGUCCCCUUGAUCAACAAGACCACCGGCACCUCCUUCGGCCAGUGCCCCACCGAGCAGAAGACCGAGUUCGUCAAGAUGCUCGGCAAGUUCAACGAGGAGUUGGGCGACGCGGUCCGGUCCAUGGCCGGCGGCAUCGAGCUGAAGCCGCUGGACCCGGAGAAGGACGUGUCCGCCAAGCGCGUGGACUACACGCAGCUGGCGACCAACCAGCCGGACUUGGUGCAGUACUACGAGGAACUGCUCGGCGAGUGGUGCGAGCAGGUGGAGUCCUUCCUCGAGGGCAACCAGGCCAACGAGGAAAACGAGACCCCGGGGCCGCGCACGGAGCUGGAGAUCUGGCGCGCGCGCAUGCAGCGGAUUACCAGCAUCACGGAGCGGCUGAAGGGAAAGGACUUCAAAACGGUCUUCGCCGUGCUGCACGCUGCGUCCCGUGUCCCGAACGAGUCCGCGCAACGCGCGAACGUCGUCGCGGUCUUGCGAAGGUAUAAUUCUGCUUGCGAUUAUUCUCAUUUCAUUCCCGACCACAAUAACUGUAAAACAGUUGUUGUGGCUUUUUCUACGCAUAUGCUCCGUCAUUUUUUUGUUGUUUUUCGCAGUCUCACAUCCCAGUUUGUUAUUUUUUCAUGCAACCGUUUCCCAGGUGGAAGCGCAUUGACGUGUCGAUCACGGAGUCCUUCAACGAAGCCAAGGACAACGUGAAGUACCUCGGUUCUUUGGACAAAUUCCUCGAGCCUCUGUACACCGGCACGCCGCAGUCCAUCGUGGAUAACAUCCCGGCGCUUUUGAACGGCGUGAAGAUGAUUCACACCAUCGCUCGGUACUACAACACGACGGAGCGCAUGACGAACUUGCUGACGAAGGUGACCAACCAGAUGAUCCUGAACUGCAAGAUGUGCAUCCUCGGCGACGAUGAGGAUGCGUCGUCCGACCAGCUGUGGGAGCGCAACCCGACGGAACUGAUCCGGAAUCUGGAGCUCUGCCUGAAAAUGAACGAGUGCUACCAGGAGGAGUACCGCAAGACCAAGGAGAAGCUGAUGGCGCUGCCCAAGGGCAAGCAGUUCGACUUCUCGGAAACCUUGAUCUUCGGUCGCUUCGACCUGUUCUGCCGCCGCGUCGUGAAGCUGAUCGAUAUGUUCUCCACGAUCUACCAGUUCCAGUCGCUGUCGCAGCACCGUUUCGACGGCAUGGAGGUCUUGGUCGACAACUUCAAGUACAUCAUGGACGACUUCCGCAACAAGCGCCACGAUCUGCUGGACUUCCACCACAACCGGUUCGACCGGGAUUACGUGGAUUUCAACGUCCGCAUCAGCGACCUGGAAGCCGCCUUGCAGCAGUUCAUCAACCAGUCGUUUGAGUCUAUCACCAGCAUCACCAGCAGUUUGAACUUGUUGAAAAAGUUUCAGUCCAUUCUGCAGCGCGAGACGCUGCGGUCGGAUUUGGAAUCCAAGUUCACCGUGAUCUUCCACAACUACGGGCUCGAGCUCACCACGGUGCAGGACCAGUACGAGAAGCACAAAGCGGCGCCGCCGCUCGUGCGCAACCUGCCCCCGGUGGCGGGGAACAUCACGUGGGCGCGGCACCUGCUGAAGCGCAUCGAGGGCCCGAUGCAGAAGUUCCAGCGCUCCCCGUCGGUGCUCGCCGGGAAAGACGCGAAGAAGAUCAUCCGCAUGUACAACAAGAUGGCGAAGACUUUGGUGGAGUUUGAAACGCUCUGGUACCAGGCCUGGGUGCACAGCAUCGAGCAGGCGAAGUCCGGUUUGCAGUCGACGCUGAUCGUCCGGCACCCGGACGACGGAAAGUUGCACGUCAACUUCGACUGGGAGAUUCUGCAGCUGAUUCGCGAGACGAAGUGCCUGGACCGCAUGGGCAUCGAGAUUCCGGAAUCCGCCAAGAUGGUGUUGCUGCAAGAAGCGAAGUUCAAGGGCUACUACAACGAGCUCUCCUUCGUCCUCCGCGAGUACCGCCGGGUCGUGCAGACCGUGAAGCCGAUCGCGUCCAACUUGCUCAAGCCGCACUUGGACAACCUGGAGUUCCAGUUGCGCCCCGGGCGGGUGACGCUGACCUGGACGUCCAUGAACAUCACCAACUACAUCGACACGGUGUGGCGGGAGUUGCGGAAACUGGAACAGUUGGUCCUCACGGUCAACGACAUCAUGGAGAACCGCGUCGACGCGAGCCUGAAGGCCGUUGCGCGGUUGCUGCUCGUCUCGCUGCCCGAGGAGUCCGAAACCGUGUCCCUGGACGACUUCAUCGACAUCCAGGAGAAGCACGUGCGCGAGAUCACCACUUUCUUGCACGCCAAGUCGCUGGAGAUCGAGGACAGCGUGGACGACCUGCUGGUGCAGAUCGUUGGAUUCCCGAUCGACAGCCACGUGCGCGGGGUGUCGGAGUCCGAGAUCAUCAAGGUGAAGGCCCACUACAACUGGUCCAUGUACCAGGCGCUGCUGAACGCCACGCGCCGGUCGUUGAACGCGAUCAAGACCCGGUUAACCGCGAAGCGCGACUCCGGAAAGAUCUCCAUCGCCGCGUCCGUCGAGGACAAGGAGGGCAAGGAGGACGAGGAGGGCGGCGCGUCCGCGACGCCGAUGUCCCCGCCGUUCUUCGACGUGGAUCUGGAGUUGGACGGUGUGGGCGUGCGGCUGAAGCCGACGAUCGAAGACAUCCAGUCCGCGGUGAACGGCGGCGCCGUCGCGGUGUUGAAGUGCAGCAAGAUGAUCGACGCGUGGGACACGGUCACGAUCCCGGAGGCGGUGCAGCUGAUCAUCAACCCUAAUUUACCCCCGAUCAAGGGGUCGGCCGCCCAGGGAACCUUCUACGACCGCAUUUCCCAGGACAAGGAAAUCCUCAAGGUGGUGCUCCUGCUCUCGGGUUCCAUCCAGUCCGCGCGCCGCGAGUGCGACAACUACGUGCAGACCUUCGACAAGUUCAACAUGCUGUGGAUGAAGAACGUGGAGGACGAGUACAAGGAAUUUCAGGACUCGAUCCCGACCCUGUCCGACUUCGAGUCGAAAGUGAAGUCCUUCAUUCGCAUGGCCGAGGACGCCGCGCGGUACAGCGGCAAGGCGCAGAUCUCCGCGCUGGUGCUGAAGUCCGACGGCCUGUCCAAGUCUCUGGUCGAGCUGGCGCAGAUGUGGAAGAUGGCCUUUGCCAAGAAGUUGCACAUCGAGGCCCGCGGCAAGCUGGACUCCGUGUCCGAAAUGGUGAAGCAGACGUCGAAAAAACUGAACCGCGAGGUCGGCGAUGGCGACAUCGACGCGCUCGGGUUUGUGAUGCAGACCCUGCAGGAGGUGCGGGCGAAGCAGUCCGAGAUCGAGCUGGAGUUCGGGCCCAUCACCCACAUGUACCAGAUCCUCGACGCGUACACGCCGCAGCUGAUCGACAAGGACGAACAGGACAUGCGGUCCAUGUUGCGCACCUCCUGGGACAAGCUGCUGCAGGACAGCGAGGCCCGCCAGGACGUGCUCUCCGCGCAGCAGGCGCAGCACAAGAAGACCUUGAUCACCACGGUGAACAACUUCAAGAAGGACGUGCAGGACUUCCGCAAGAACUACGAGGCCAACGGUCCCAUGGUGGAUGGCAUCCCGCCGAAGCAGGCGGUCGAGCGCCUGAAACGGUUCCGCGAGGAGUACCAGAUCCGCGAGCGCAAACAGCAAAUCUACUUCCUCGGCGAGGACUUGUUCGGGUUGCCGCACCAGCAGUACCCGAAGCUGGACAAGACCAAGGGCGAGUUGGAGUACUUGGGCCAGCUGUACGACUUGUACGUGGUGGUCUUGGACACCAUCAAGGAGUGGAAGGACUACUUGUGGGCCGAAACCCCGGACCACGUGGAAGUCAUGCAGUCGGAAACCGAAAAGUUCGCCGGUCGGUGUAAGCGCAUGCCGAAGGUGCUGCGUGAGUGGCCCGCGUACUUGGAGUUGAAGAAGGAGAUCGACGACUUCAGCGAAGUGCUCCCCCUGCUGACGGAGCUCGCCAAGCCGUCCAUCAUGCCCCGGCACUGGAAGCAGGUGAUGGACCUGACCGGCAAGGAGCUCCCGAUCGAGUCCGACACCUUCAAGCUGCAGAACCUGAUCGACGCCAAGCUGAACGAGUUCACGGACGAGGUGUCUGACAUCUGCGAGUCCGCGGACAAACAGCUGAUCAUCGAGAAGAAGCUGGCCGAAAUCAGCGAGCAGUGGUCGGGCAUGAACUUCGACUUCACCACGUGGAAGUCCCGCGACUACCCCUGCUGCAUGGCGCCCGGUCGCGUGGGUGAGGUGCAGGAGAUUUUAGAGGAAACCGUGAUGGCGCUGAACACCAUGAACGCGCAGCGUCACUCCAUCCCCUUCAAGGAGGAGCUGGGCACGAUGAUCAUGACCCUGUCCGACACGGCCGACACCAUCGAGCGCUGGUUCAAGGUGCAGCAGAUGUGGACGUCCCUGGAGUCCGUGUUCACGGGCGGUGAUAUCGCCAAGCAGAUGCCGAUGGAGGCCAAGAAGUUCCAACAGAUCGACAAGGACUGGAUCCGGAUCAUGGGCAAGUCCGCGGAGAUGCGCAACGUCGUGAACUGCUGUCAGAACGACAUGCUGAAGCAGCUGCUGCCCGUCCUGCAGGUCGGGCUGGAGCAGUGCCAGAAGUCGCUGGAGUCGUACCUGGAGGGCAAGCGGAACAAGUUCCCCCGUUUCUACUUCACGUCCGAUCCCGCGCUGCUGAAGAUUUUGUCCCAGGGUUCCGACCCCGAGGCCAUCCAGGAGGACUUCGAGAAGUUGUUCGAUUCCAUUUCGCGCGUGACCUUCGACGCCAAGGACCGGCGGAAGAUGACGCAGUGCCUGUCGCUGGUCGGUACCGGUGCGGAGUACGUGAACUUCGUGACCCCGCAGCAGGCGGUGGGCAACAUCGAGGACUGGCUGAACGUGCUCGAGGCGGAGGUGGCGCGGUCCGUGCGGCGCGAGUGCAAGAUCGCGUGCGGCGAGACCGGGAACAUUCUGAACGGCGUGUCGGUGAAGGACUUCGCGGAGAAGUACAUCGCCCAGGUCGCGCUGCUCGGAAUCCAGGUGGUGUGGACCGUGGACUUUGAGGACGCGCUGAUCAAGAUGAGCAAGGAAAAGGACAAGACCAUCAUGGCGUUGACCAACAAGAAGUUCGUCCAGAUCAUGCAGGACCUGGUCGGGGCGUGUCUGAUGGACCUGGGGAGCAAGAUGAACCGAACCAAGUUCGAGACGCUCGUGACGGUGCACGUGCAUCAGAAGGAUUUGUUCCAGGAGGUGUGGCAGAAGGUGAAGGCGCACAAGGUGAAGGACGAGAACGACUUCGAGUGGCUGCGUCAGACGCGUCUGUACUGGAAAUCCGACAUCGAGCACUGCAUCAUCUCGAUCGCCGACGUGGAUUUCACCUACAGCUACGAGUACCUCGGUUGCAAGGAGCGACUGUGUAUCACCGCGCUGACCGACAGGUGCUACGUGACGCUGUCGCAAGCGCUCGGUAUGUUCCUGGGUGGGGCGCCGGCCGGUCCCGCCGGGACGGGCAAGACGGAGACGACCAAGGAUAUGGGGCGUACGCUCGGUAUCUUCGUGAUGGUCACCAACUGCUCCGAUCAGCUGCGGUUCCGCGAUUGCGGUAAGAUCUUCAAGGGUCUGUGCAUGAGCGGUAUCUGGGGCUGCUUCGACGAGUUCAACCGGAUUGAGGUGGAGGUGCUCUCCGUGGUCGCGAUGCAGGUGGAGGCGAUCACGCAGGGGAAGCGUCAGAACGCCAAGAUGAUGCCCUUCCCGGGUGAGGUCGCGCCGAUCCGGCUGAUCCCCUCGGUCGGGUACUUCAUCACCAUGAACCCGGGUUACGCCGGGCGCCAGGAGCUGCCGGAGAACCUGAAGGUCCAGUUCCGCGGCGUGUGCAUGAUGGUGCCAAACCGUGAGACGAUCAUGAAGGUGAAGCUCGCCUCCGUCGGUUACAGCAUGAUGGACGUCUUGGGAAAGAAGUUCUUCGUUUUGUACGGUCUGUGCGAACAGCAGUUGUCCAAGCAGCGUCACUACGACUUCGGUCUGCGGAACAUUCUGUCCGUGCUGCGUACCUCCGGUAUCGUGAAGCGUGCGGAGCCCCCAGACAUGGACGAAGAGAUGCUGUUUAUGCGCACCGCCCGCGAUAUGAACUUGUCCAAAUUCGUCGCCGAUGACGUGCCGCUGUUCCUCGCCUUGCUGAAGGAUUUGUUCCCGAAGACGGCGGAUCCGCCGAAGAAGACUUACCCGGAGAUCGACGGCGGCGCGCGCAAGAUCGCGAAAGCCAAGAAGCUGACCGAGUGGGACACUUGGAUGCUGAAGAUCAUUCAGUUGUACGAGACCUCCCUCGUGCGCCACGGCUUUAUGUUGGUCGGCCCGACCGCGUGCGGGAAGACCGAAAUCAUGAUGACCUUGGUCGGAACCUUGAACGACAAUGGGCUUCCCCACCGCACCGCGAUUAUGAACCCGAAGGCGAUCACCGACUCCCAGAUGUACGGGGUCAAGGAUCCGGUCUCCGAGGAGUGGACCCCGGGUGUGUUCGCGUCCAUUUGGGCCCGCUACAACAACCGUAAUCUGAAGUACACCACGUGGAUCGUGUGCGACGGUCCGGUCGACGCGAUCUGGAUCGAGAACCUGAACACGGUGUUGGACGACAACAAGAUUCUGACCCUGGCGAACAACGAUCGGUUCCCGAUGACGGAUAACUGCAAGAUCGUGUUCGAGGUCGAGAACUUGCGGAACGCGUCUCCGGCCACGGUGUCCCGGGCGGGGAUCAUCUUCAUCUCUCCCUCCGACUUGGGGUGGAAGCCGGUGCUGACCUCCUGGUUGGCAAAGCGGACCGAGAUCAACGCGAACCGGUUCGACGAGGCGGAGCACAUCCGCGACAUCUUCAACAAGCUCGUGUACACGCCGCCCCCGGGGACGGGUAUCUGCGAGGACCUGUUCGACUACUUCAACCGCAACAUCGAAACCGUGAUGCCGUUGAACGACUCGCUGGUGAUUUUGAACACGCUGAACAUGCUUUCCGCUCUUCUCCACACCGCCGUGCAGGCGAACGAGGUCCUGCCCAAGGAGGCCUACAUGCGACUGUGCUUCUUCUGCAUUGUGUGGGGUUUCACCGGCCUGUGCGAACCGGAGGAACGCGUGAAGUUCUACGAGAAGUUCUGCGAGAGCGUGAACGUGGCAAAGCUGAAGGACUGCAUCCCCCCGUGCAAGGAGGGCCAGACCCUGUUCGACUACGUUCCCGAUAUGGAACAGAAGCACCGCCCGUACAUCGAGUGGAAGCCGGAAGAGUGGAAGCCGCCGAAAAAGCUGAUCUUCUCGUCGCUGCUGAUCCCCACACUGGACAGUACCCGUGCCGAGUACCUGAUGGGUGUGAUCCAGAAUUACCAGCGCGUGCGCUUGCCGGCGGUCUACCGAUCCUCGCUGCUGUGCGGUGGCGCAGGGACCGCGAAGACCUCGACGUGCCUCAUGUACAUGGCCCGCUUCAACGUCGAGACCAUGUUGGCCAAGCGCAUCAACUUUUCGUCCGCGACCACACCGCUCGGGUUCCAGAAGACCGUCGAGGCGGAGGUCGAGCGUAAGACCGGUAAGACCUUCUGCCCGCCGGGCGGCAAGGAGAUGACCUUGUUCCUCGAUGAUAUCAGCAUGCCCGUCGUGAACAAGUGGGGCGAUCAGGUCACGAACGAGCUGACGCGCCAGCUGAUCGAGAUGGAGGGUUUCUACUUCCUCGACAAGGAUAAGCGCGGGGACUUCAAGACCAUCGAGGCGCUUUCCUUCCUCGGCGCUAUGGGCCACCCGGGUGGCGGUCGGAACGAUGUGCCGAGUCGCUUGAAGUCCAAGUUCUACUGCUUCAACAUGGUCGCGCCCGCGACGGUGUCCGUCGACAACAUCUAUGGUUCCAUCCUGCGUGCGCGCUUCACGAACAAGAACGGGUUCAAGGACGAGCCGAUCGGCCAGUCCAAGAAGUUGACCUCGGUAACGAUCGAUGUGUGGAACAAGAUCAAGAACUCCCUGCUGCCGACCCCGGCCAGGUUCCACUACAUCUUCAACAUGCGUGAGUUGUCGCGUGUCUUCCAGGGUAUCCUGGAAGCGCCGUCGGAGUCCCUGAAGACCGCGGACCUGGUUUCUUCCCUGUGGAAGCACGAGACCACCCGCGUCUUCGCGGACAAGUUGUCCCGUCAGGUGGACAAGGAGUUCGUGUCCCGGACCGUGACCGAUUACAUGAACCAGCACUUCGGCGAAGAUGCGACGGAGCGCGUCGCGGAGAUGCAGGACUGGUGGUGCGACUUCCAGCGAGAGGGCGGUGAGGACCCGGAGACGGGAGAGGAAGUCCCGGCGCCGAAGGUGUACGAGCCGAUGCAGAGCAUGGAGUUCGUCCGCAUGAAGGCCUACGAGUACCUGAAGCGGUUCAACGAAACGUUCCCCGCGGCGGCCAUGAACCUGGUGCUGUUCGACGACGCCAUGCGGUACAUGAUGCGCAUCAACCGCACGAUCCAGUUCCCGCGCGGGUCCGCGAUGCUGGUCGGUGUCGGUGGUUCCGGGAAACAGUCCCUGACCCGGCUGUCCGCGAGCACGUCCCGCCAGAAGUGCUUUCAGAUCACUAUCACGAAGACCUACAACGACAACGCUCUGUUCGAGGACCUCCGCGGACUGUACGUCGCCGCGGGUGCGAAGGGCGAAAAGGUGACCUUCGUCUUCACCGACGCGGAGGUGAAGAACGAGGGCUUUCUGGAGUACUUGAACAGCAUCCUCGCAACGGGUGAGGUCGUCGGCCUGUUCCAGAAGGACGAGCGUGACGGCAUGGCCGCGGAGUGCCGCAACGACUUCGUGCGCGAUUACCCGGGCGCCGAGGAGACCAUGGCCAACUUCUACCGCUAUUUUAUGGACCGCCUGCGCGACAACCUGCACUUGGUCCUGUGCUUCUCGCCGAUGAACGAGAAGUUCCCGGUGCGCGCGCAGAAGUUCCCGGCCCUGUUCUCCGCCGUGGCCAUCACGUGGUUCCUGCCCUGGCCGGCAGAGGCGCUGGUCGCUGUGGCCUCCGCCUUCCUCGGGCCGUACGAGAUCGAUACCCCGAAGGACAAGAAGCAGCUCUUGUACGAGUUGCUGGGUUCCAUGCAGGCAAUGGUGGGCGAGGUGUGCGGGGAGUACUUCACGCGCAUGCGAAAGCACGUGUACGUGACCCCGAAGACGUUCUUGUGCCUCAUCGACUUCUACAAGGGUCUGUACCGCGUCAAGUACGACAAUGUGAACGAGCAGGAGAAGGCCGUGAACACGGGGCUGGAAAAGCUGGCCGAGGCCUCCGCCCAGGUCGAGGAGAUGAAGAUCGAGCUCCGCGAACAGGAGAAGGUGCUGAAGAUCGAGGAGGAAAAGACCAACAAGCUGUUGACCAAAGUGCAGUACGAAAAGGGUAAGGCUGAGAAGAAGGCCGAGGAGGUCGGUGUGCAGAAGGCGGGCUGCCUGGAGACCGCGGCCACCAUUCAGAAGGACAAGGAGGAGGCCAACAUCGAGCUCCAGAAGGCGAUGCCCUUCCUGCACGAGGCCGAGGCAGCGUGCAAGUCCAUCACGCCCAAGGAUAUCACGGAGUUGAAGACCAACAAGAACCCAACGGACGUGAUUAAGCUGACCUUCGAUGGGCUCGCGAUUCUGAUGAUUCAAGCCGUGAUCCCGCCGGCCAAGAAGACCUUCAACAUUUCGAAGGUGGACGCCGAUUUCAUCGCGGAUUCCUUCCAAGAGUACACGAAGUUCACGCUGUCCGAUAUGCGUUUCCUGCCCUCGCUGCUCGACUUCGCGGCGAACGAGAAGGAUAACAUGAACGACGAGACGUGCGAACUGUUGGAGCCCUACCUGCGAUACAACGCGGACCCGGCGAAGAACUGGUCACCGUGGGCGCAGUUCCCGGUUCUGGACCCGGCCAUCGCCAAGAAGGCCUCCGGUGCCGCGGAGGGUCUGUGUAAGUUCGUCGGUGCGAUGGUGCAGUACCACGGAGCGGCCAAGAUCGUGAAGCCCAAGAUGGACUUUCUGAAGGUCCAGGAGGCGAAACUGGACAAGGCCAUGAAGGAACUGGGCGCCGCGGAGGCGGAGCUGGCCCGGGUGAUGUCGGAGGUCGCCGAGUUGGACAAGGCUCUGAAUGAAGCGCUCGAGAAGAAGGCGGCCCUGGAGGCCAACGCCAACGCGAUGAAGCGUAAGAUGAACGCCGCGAACGCGCUGUUGUCUGGUCUGGCCGGCGAGAACGCCCGUUGGACGGAGGACAGUAAGAACUUCGCGCUGCGCCGCAAAGCCCUAGUCGGCGAUAUCGCGCUGUGCUGCGCGUUCGUCACGUACUGCGGUCCCUUCAACAGCGAGUUCCGCGAGAAGCUCAACAUCGACUACUUCCUCGCGGACACGCACCGGCGCGGCGUGCCGGCCAGCCAGAAGGUCAACCUCGUCGAGUCUCUGGUCGAGGGCGCCGUCGUCGCCGAGUGGGCGCUCGAGGGCUUGCCGUCUGAUGACCUGUCCGUGCAGAACGGUAUCAUGGUGACCCGAUCCUCCCGCUACCCACUGAUGGUCGACCCGCAGGGCCAGGCCAACCGCUGGAUCAAGAGUCGCGAGGCGGAACGCAUUGCCGCGUCCAACGGCAUGGCGAUCACCACGCUGAACAAUUCGCGUCUGAAAGAUUUCAUCGAGUUCACUAUGGGCGAGGGCUUGGUCAUGCUGAUCGAGAACGUGGAGAACGAGCUGGACCCGAUGUUGGAUCCGCUGCUUGAUAAGGCGAUCAUCAAGAAGGGUAAGAACCUGUACAUCAACAUCUCCGAUCAGAACAUGGACUACAACCCGAAGUUCUACCUGUUCAUGACCUCCCGUCUGCCCAACCCCCACUUCUCGCCCGAGUUGUCCGCGAAGUGCACGGUGAUCGACUUCACGGUCACCUUGAAGGGUCUGGAACAACAGCUGCUCGGUCGUGUGUUGGGCAUGGAACAGAAAUCGCUGGAGGAGUCGCUCGCGCAGCUGAAGGAGGAGGUGACAAACAACUUGAAGGCGCUGGCUCUGUUGAACGACCAGCUGCUGUUCAAGUUGUCGAAUUCCACGGGUUCUUUACUCGACGACACCGAGCUGAUUGAGGUGCUGGCGAACACCAAGGCGAAGGCCACCGAGGUGUCCGAGAAGCUGGCCACCGCGGCGGAGAAGGAGAUCGAUAUCAACGAGAAGCGCGAACAGUUCCGUUCGGUCGCGACCCGCGGGUCCCUGAUGUACUUCAAUAUGACGGACAUGACCCUGGUGAUGAACCCCAUCACGCUGCAGCCCACCGGUUGGAUGUACAAUUGUUCGCUGAUCCAGUUCCUGGAACAGUUCGACAAGUCCAUCACCAACUCCGAGAAGGUGCAGCCCACGUCCAAGCGUGUCGACAAGAUCAUUGACUACCUGACCUACCAGGUGUACCGGUACAUGAACCGCGGCCUGUUCGAGCGCGAUAAAAUGACCUUCAAGUUGAUGGUCACGCUGAAGGUCUUGACGGUGGCCGGCGACAUCACCGGAGCGGACGUGUCCUGCUUCUUGAAGGCGGGUUCCGCGCUAGACGUGAAAUCCGAGCGCCCCUGCCCCUUCCGGUGGUUGAGUGACAAGAUCUGGCUCAAUCUGCUCAACUUGUCUCGCCACCCCUUCGGAUCGGGAGUGAUCUUCUACCGGGAAAUCGUGGACAAUAUUUCGAAAAAUGAAGCUGCCUGGAAGCGGUGGUUCGACGAGAACGAACCGGAAGGCUGCCCGGUGCCAGACUACGAGGAACGGUUGACCAUGGAGCGCGCCCUCGGUAUUUUAGACAGUUUUUUUUUCUGAAUGAGCCUCGUAUUUUUUGUCCGAAAGUUAGUAGAGAAAGGGUAUAUAAUAAAACUAAAACAUAGUAGGAUACUGAUCGAAAACUUAACGGGCAUGUUGCUGCAGCGCUGCAGUAAGUACUUAAAACGAAAAUAAAGACCUGCUCAUAUUCACUAUCACAGGGCCCAUCAUGCGCAUGGUUCUGGUGCGCUCGAUGCGUGAGGAUCGUACCACGGUUGCGUGCGCGCAGUUCGUGAAUGCACACCUGGGUGCCCGGUUCACCGCUCCGGUGACCGACCCGGUGAGCGACAUCUUCGAUGAGUCCGCGUGCCGAAAGCCGGUGUUGUACUUGCUGACCACGGGUUCCGAUCCGUCCGCAUCGAUCGAUGAGCUGGCCAAGAAAAAGAAGAAGUUCCCGACCGACAAGGUGUCCAUGGGCGAAGGUCAGGAGGUCGUCGCCUGGGAAAAGAUGAAAAACGGGUAUAGUCUUUUUGUGAAUGGUUAAGAAAGCAGCACUGCUGCUUUGACUUUGAGUGCAGUGAAAUAAGUACUUGAAAAUGCUGAGCCACUUACAACAUCAUACUUACAUCGAUUAUUUCACUUUCGUUCAAACAGGUUUCUGAUCGGUUCGUGGGUGAUCCUCCAAAACUGCCACUUGGGUAUCGGUUUCAUGAACCAGCAGGAGGAUAUUUUGACGAAGACGCCGGAAAUCCACGAGGACUUCCGUCUGUGGCUGACCGUCGAGAUCACCCGCGCGUUCCCGAUCGGGCUGCUGCAGAUGUAUUACAAUGAAAAAUGCCCCCUCCCCAUAUCAAAACGGAAAUCUGUGAUGCAGAUUUGUGGUCACAAAUCAGCUUUGUGAUGCUAGAAGACAAAAGAUGCGGACUGUAGUGCUGCUGCCUAGCGUGGGAAAGCCUUGCAGCUCCAAGAUGACAGGAGGCAACUGGAAGUGGGAAACAGCAUGACAGAUUACCUGCAAUUUAGGCCGCAGCUUCGUCUCUUGGCCUUCUAGCAAUACAAGUCGAUUUGUGUACUCAAAUACAGCAUCACAAAUUCGCGCAUCUUCCGUUUCCGAUGUGGGGUGGGAGCUUUUUUCACUUUGAUAAGAUGUCCAUCAAGGUCACUGCCGAGCCGCCGGCGGGUCUGAAGGCCGGUUUGUUCCGUACCUACACGACCAUCAUGUCGCAGGAGGCGCUCGAAAAGAUCGACCACGAGAAGUGGCGGCAGAUCACCUUCGUGCAGUCCUUCCUGCACUCCGUGGUGCAGGAGCGCCGCAAGUUCGGACCGAUCGGCUGGUGCGUCCCGUACGAGUACAACAACAGUGACCUGGAGGCCUGCCUGAUGUUCCUCGAAAAGCACUUGUCGACCACGAUCACAGUCGGACAGCCACUGUCCUGGGUUACCAUCCAGUACAUGGUCGCCGAGGUGCAGUACGGUGGCAGGAUCACGGACGACUUGGAUCGCGAGCUGUUCAGUAAUGAAUCUUUUUUUAUGAUCUUCUUGACUAUGUGUUGUGCCGCUUUUCUGCUCUUUAUUCAGCCUAAUUUUCAGAAGUGGAACUACUAGAAUGAUGUGAACGAGUUCGACACAUGAAAAUGCAAAAAUCUGGUAGAAGUGAGCAAAUCCUUCCCGCGACACCAAAACACAGUUACCUACACGGAGAAGUGGAUGAACGAGGACAUGUUCAAGCCGGGCUUUUUGUUUAACAACUACGCCUCGGAGUUCAACUACAAGCUGCCGUCCGGACUGGAAAUCCAGGACUACCGCGACUACAUCGACACCAUGCCGCCGGUGGACUCCCCGAUGAUCUUCGGGCUGCACACCAACGCCGAUUUGACCUACCGGCUGAAGGAGGCCGCGGAGAUGCUGCAGUCGAUCAUGGAGACGCAGCCGAAGGACAGCGGCGGUGGCGCCGGCAAGUCCAUGGAUGAGAUCGUGAAGGACAUCGCCAACGACUACAAGGCCAAGUGCCCGCCGGACUUCGUCGAGGAGGUGUUCCGUGCGCAGAUCGCGAAGCUGAAGGGACCGCCGAACACGCCCGAUAAGGGAUUUGGGGCCCCGCUGAACAUCUUCUUGUUCCAGGAGUUGCAGCGACUGCAGAACAUCAUCGCCAUCGUGCGCUCCAACCUGGAGAACUUGGUGAUGGCCAUCGACGGUACCGUGGUGAUGACGCCGGAACUGCUGCAGGACCUGAACUCCGUGUUCGACGCCAAGGUGCCGGGGCGGUGGACCCACGACCCGUCUGGCGCGGAGAUCUCGUGGUUGUCGCCGUCCAUCGGUACCUGGUACACGGGCUUGGUCGAGCGCCACAGCCUCCUCUACAACUGGCUCGAGAACGGCCGCGGCUUCAUGAAAUCCUACUGGUUGACCGGGUUCACGAACGCGCAAGGUAAAUUGAAAUGAUCAUCAUGCGUUUCAUUCAUUUCACUUCUUGCACAGAAACAGAAAGAGUACUGGCGCGAGGGCGAGCGUGACGAUGAUGUUUGUAGAACCUCGGCGUAUGCAUUUUGUUUCGUGAGACGAUCUGCAAAUUUGAAUCACUUUUUCACAAAUAAUUUUACACAGGUUUUCUGACCGGUGUGCGUCAAGAGGUGACCCGUCAGCACAAGAAGGAUCAGUGGGCAUUGGAUGACGUGAUGAAUCACACCGAGGUGCAAACCUACGACCCGGAGAAGGCCAAGGACGUGCCGGAGGAGGGGCAGCACUUCCACGGGCUCUUCAUGGAGGGCAGCCGGUGGAAUCGACAGGAGGGUAAGAUCGACGAGUCCGAGCCCAAGAAACUGUUCACCAACAUGCCGGUGAUCUACCUCACCGCGGUCACGAUCAAGGAAAAGAAGGCGUUAGCGGGUAUGUACGGGUCGGUCACGCCCUACAACUGCGCCGUCUACAAAUACCCCAAGCGCAACGACAGGUACCUCAUCUUCCGCCUGCUCCUGAAGACCGAUAUUCACGCCUCGCACUGGAAGCUGCGUGGAACCUGUCUGCUGGCGCAGACCGAGUAAGCAGAAAAUUAUACAGGCGAAAGUGGAAAGAAAGGAAGUUAUUAUACCAAGUAUAGGGGUUUAGGAGGGUUUAGGAAAAAAAUUAUCUUGUUAUCAGUUUCGAAGAAAUCAGAAUUUCUAGUCAGACAAAAUCAGACUGCUGUACUCGUUCAAAGCGUUUACAGCGACAAAAUAAAAUUAUUUUCUCAUUGUUUCGUUACUCUCUUGUUAAUGUUUCCUUGAUAGUUCAGAAUCAGACAAAAAAGUGCUUUUAUGUACUUGAAAUUUCGUUAAGACAGAAUCAAUACAAUAACUUGCACAGAAUUAUGAUAAAUCAUCACUACCGGGUCCUGACUUUCCUGGGGAGAGUCAGUAGGUUGAAUUAUGAAUUUUGGUACGCUAACCACUUCUAGCCUACUCCUAUCUGCCCUGAGUUCGCUAGUAGUGAUUCCAAGAAUUUUCUAAACUAGAUUAGAAGGUAAACUCGAAAUUGUAUUUCUUCCUCCGAAAAAAUAUAAGUUUCUACUGCCUUUACAACGAUCUAAUGACGAAGUAUUCAGAACACGCAGACUGGAAAAAAAAUUCACAAUUCGACCUGUUUCACAACAGCGAAAACAACUAACUCCACCACCAGCGCACGAGGAAUUUGUAUUGAAUCUGCACCGAUAGCCGCCGCGAUGACUAGAGAAAACAUUAUCGGAAGAUGAGUUACGUUGCAAUGAAAAGCUACUGAGUUUCAAAGAAAAAAAAUAUCUACAGUUACAGAUACGAUGCACGAGAAAACACGGAACGCCGCCACUAGAAAAAGUACGCUUUUAGUAGUGCUUAUGUGAAGACGAAGUACAAAAAUCUGCUAACUUGUAACAACCAGUUUACCAGAGCUUGUUUCACCAGUUCUGAAUACUUUUGAAUAUCGAGCUUCCUUUGCAAGAAUUUAUCGCCCUAUUCUUGGCACCGCACAUGGUAAAACAAUCGCCGCUACUGCUGGAAGUGCUAGGAGGAUAAAUAUCCGAGAAGAUGAGCACCACCUACAAUAGUUGUUAAUAUGGUUUCGAUUCUAAUCGUUUCGAUUCCCAGAAAUACAAAUAAAAUCUUUAUUGUGAAUAGGAAAGUAGGAAUCUGGGAGCGCGCACAAAUUUUCCAGGAGUCUUGAAUGGAGUCGCUCUAAUGUGGAUUUGUG